GUCACUUCGUGAAAAGAUCAUCAAAGAAAGAGCAAGCGAGCUGAAAACGAGUAAUAAAUUUUUAAGAGUUUUGGUUCAUGUACAUACCUAUUCAAUUUAUUAUUUUCCGUAUACUAAGUAAUUUUUUUAGUAUUCAGUAAUUAGGACAAACUUGACAUACAUAGUUUUAUUUAUAAUUUAUUUCAAACCAAUAUAUUUAAGGCUUCAAUCAGAUAUAUUUUAUUUAUUAAGAAUGGAAGCCAACUUACCUCAAAAUUUUUCAUUAAUUUGUGGGGAAUUGUGUAAUCUAUUGUAUACAAAAGAAUAUAAUAAAUCUAAUGUGAAUUCUCUUCUCGACGAAUUGAAUUCAAAACCUUAUAAAGGUUAUUUGUUCGUUCGAAAACAAGAUGCCACUACCUUGGUGACUGCUUUAUCUCUUAAUAUUAGACCAGCAGACGAAUUUUUGGCUGCAAAAACAUCACAUUUGGUCAACAGCAUCAUAUCUAAACAAAAUUUACAAUUUGAAGCUGAAUAUUUAUGGAAAGUUAUUUCGUGGCACAUUCAGUGUUUAAAAAAAUGUUCUGAUAUUAUACUGCCCGACAUUCUUCAUAACAUGCAAUGUAUUUUGCAGAUAAGCCCUCUAGCAGGUAAUAAGUAUAUAGAAGAACUGCUUGGAGAAGAUGGAGUUCUCACAAAUCUUAUAGACAGAGAUUUAUCUAAUCAGAGUACUCUACAAAUAUCUUUGAUUGCCCUAAAAUGUAUAUCUUGUUGUAUCACCACAGAUGACACCAAAACUGAGGCUAUUGUUUCAGUUGAUGUGAGACAGAAAAUAUCACAACUAAUGAUUAACUUGUUGAUGAGGGAUUUUUGUAAAAAGCAGGAUGAGUUUUUAUAUUGUAAGGUGAUAAUAUCUGCAUUGAGGGUGCUUUCCCAACUGUAUUUCAAUGAGCAAAAAGUGUUGAUCCCAUUGCCUGAAGUAAUUGGAAUUUGUCGUUAUUUUAUACUUUAUGGUCUUGUUAUACAAAGCUCAAGGCCUGAGAAGAUAAUGCCGUCCCAGCAGACCAUAGCUGUGCCACCUGUUAAAAUUGCUCCCAAGGGAGGAAAGAAACAAAAAAUAAGAAAGCAGAGGAAUAAUGCUAUAGAGAGUUUGAAGAAAGAGAUUCCUGUAUCUGAUCGCAGUUUGAUGAAAGAUGUAGACAAUUUCGAAAAUAAUACUGCUUAUAAGCCGGUUUCCACUAACUACUUGGAGCCGCAGAAGGCUAAAAAUGGCUGGGUACUGACAAGUGAUUCUGACAUGUCCGAUGUGGAGAAUAGCAGGGAAUCUAAGCUUAUUGCUUUGAAGUCUAGAGUGAGACAGAGUGCGUCUAAUCUUCUGCUUGUCUUGGUGAAGAUAUCAGAAAAGAAAGACAUGUUUGGUUACUGGUGGGCUCUACUUCCGGAUUCCCCAGACGAAGCCAACUGGUCAACCCAUGAGCCAGCCAAGAAGAGCCUAGCGUAUUGUGCGGUCACUGACCCCAUAGCUAACAGCAGAGCCAGUGUGUUGAGUGUCAUACUUGCCAUGUUAUCUGGUUCUAGGGUGUACUUGUCUCAGGCUGAAUCUAGCAAAAAUGAUGGAGCUUUCAUACCAUUCUCCGUCUCGCUCGGCUACGUGAUCAACUGCAUGCACAAAGCCCUUGUCAGCAUCUUGGGCAACGAGCGGAGUCAUACAGUAAUCAUCAUGGCGCUCAAGUGCUGCGCGGCUCUGCUGCAAGCCACGCCUUACCAUAAGAUGAGGCCAGGGCUGAUUGGGGAACUUGUGAAAACAACCAGAAGGUUUCUGGUCCAUAGAGAUGUAACUUUACAAGUUGGGGCUCUAAUAACAAUGGGAUGUGUCUUGUCAGUGGAUCCAAAAAUCGAUGAAAUUCUCAAAUCGAUUCAGAAAGAUGCAGUACCCACUAAAAUAAGUGUAAAUAGCUGCAAACAGAAUGCUGAUUGCGAUGAUUUUGAAGAAGGAUAUUCUGAUGAUGAUAUGUUUGUUGAGGAUGAAGUAGUAAAAGUUGAGGAAAGCGAUGUGAAUCUGUACCAUUUUAAUAGUUGGAUAUUAGAUAUCUGUUUUAGAAAUAUGGGUUGGAUUUUCCGAGGAGAUAAAGUAACUCGAUGCAAGCCAUCAGCGAUCCCAGUGAUACAGGAAUCUCUACAAGUAGUCUCAGCCGUAGCCUUCCACCACCUGCCAGAGCUGCUGCUACCUCACCUGCCGGUGGUAGCGGACGUGCUGUGCGAAAUGCUGCAACACGAACACCAGGACGUGGUGCUGCAAGCUGCCAGGACCACCAGUAUCCUGGGGGAUGCUCUACAGAAGUUGGAACAACUAGAUUCGCCGCCGCCUCUAAACCAGUGUGUGUAUCUGUGGGAGAAGCUAUUGCCGCCUCUGUCGAUGAGCUUGCAGUGUGAUGAGAACUCUGCGAAAGCGGUUGUAUGCGAUUGUAUCGCGAACGUCGGCGCAAGGGCAUUUAAAGAGCUGCCUAGUCGGACUCAGGUCCUAUGUUGUGCGUUGCUGGUGGGGUCGUGCAGCGAUACGGAGGCUGCGGUGCGGGCGGCGGCCGUGCGGGCGCUGGCCAUGCUGGUCAUGUACCGCACACUCAGAGAGGACAUAUGUUUCGUAAGUGAUUGCGGUGAGAAUAUACUGCGUGCCCUGGCAGAGCCUACUUUGGUGGUCCGCACCAAAGCUGCUUGGGCUCUGGGUAACCUUAGUGAUGCUCUGGUUUUGAACAUGGAAGAACCUGAGAUCGAUAACGUGGACGAUGAUCUCUUACGCCGUCUGCUGGAGGUCAGCGUGCAGUGCGCCGGCGAUAACGAUAAGGUUAAAAUGAGUGCGACGCGAGGCCUGGGCAACUUCCUCAGACUAAUAACAAGCGACUUUCUGUCACGCAACACGCAAAUAAAGGCCUUAUGCGAAUCAGCUAUAGAGAAGCUUUUGGAAUGCUCAUGCAAGGUCAGCAAUAUGAAGGUGCGAUGGAACGCUUGCUACGCCUUAGGGAACGCUAUGAAGAAUGAAUAUCUUUUCACAUGUUUUAGUGGGUGGCAGAGGCAAGUGUUUCCGAGUCUAUGCACUUUAUGCCUGGAAUGCAAGAAUCUAAAAGUGCGCAUCAACGCAGCAGUCGCUUUGCGAGCGCCAAGCACGCGCGAGCACUACGGCGAACAGUUCGCGAACACGUGGCGGGGCAUCAUGGCCGCCAUGGAGAAUGCAGCUAAUGUUGAUGACUUCACCGAGUAUAAGCAUAAGGACAACCUUAUCGAACAGCUAUGCGUGACCCUGGCGCAUAUGUGUUGCCAGCUCUCUCCAUCAGACCUCAGCGACAUUCUAGACCCAUUGGUUUUCCACUACGAGUGCGCGAAGUCUCUUUACACCCAGCUAUGUCAUAGACUACUCCCUGAGAACACUUCCUGUGUGAAAAUACUUCAGGCUGCGAAGUAUGUGACGAUGGACCUGACAGCUAGCAGUCAGCCGCAACAGCAGGCAUUGGCGUUAUUGCAAGAUAUAUUUAUAUGGGAUAUGUAGUGGUAUAGUAUUUUCUUAAUAAGAGGAAGUCGAUAAAGUCCCAUGUCUCAUCUAUUCAACCACGGGAAGCCGAACGCGGGAGUCGAAUCCACUAAAACCACAACUUAAUAGGGUAACUGCCUGUGUAUAAAAUAAAAUGUAUAG
This is a messenger RNA of Plodia interpunctella (Indianmeal moth), 3661 nucleotides long. RefSeq lists its product as uncharacterized. Lineage: Eukaryota; Metazoa; Arthropoda; Insecta; Lepidoptera; Pyralidae. The coding region runs from base 233 to 3517 and encodes 1094 amino acids. The transcript has 16 exons. The record is from RefSeq and is a predicted model, not a curated record. Gene Ontology annotation, molecular function: protein binding.